Molecule: messenger RNA, 594 nt
Organism: Brassicogethes aeneus
Lineage: Eukaryota; Metazoa; Arthropoda; Insecta; Coleoptera; Nitidulidae
Source: the annotation of a GenBank genome assembly
AAAACAAGUCAAGUCACUUGACCGUCUUGACCUUCUUUGUCUCUGUGUUUGUCUGUGUCUGUGACCGUCUCGUUGUUGUCUCUGGUACAAGUACAACACAUUAAAUUUACCGUUGGGUAAUAUCAAAUUCUGUUGGGUGAAAAUAGUUCCUCUGGGUUUGCAAUGUUAGGUUGGGUGGUAUCUGUGGUGGUAGAUAACGCUGGCACUCUCACUGCUGGGGUCGUUGGUGCAGGCGUAGCGAUAGCCGCUGGACCAGCAAUCGUAUCGGCCGUGGGAUUUACAGCAGCUGGUAUAGCUGCAAAAUCCACAGCAGCAAUGAUGAUGAGUUGUUCCGGUGGAGCAACUGCAGCUGGGGGGGUUGUGGCCACCCUUCAAAGUGUCGGGGCCACCGGCUCAAUUUUGGGAUCGGGGGUUACGACUGCGAUUGGGGGGUCAAUUGGAGCAGCUACAGGCGCCUACAUUAACACUCUGUUCGAGAAGUAAAAUAUAUGGAUCGCUGGAUGGUGUGAUUCAAUAAAUUACAAAUAUUGUAUUACCCAAUACUAUUUCAAUUUGAUAAUGUUCAGUUAAAUGAUGUAUUCAUAAAUAAAGUUU